GGAAAGCAGGCGUUCUUGCAGUGACUUAAAGGGCUGCGCUCCCAUUUUGGGCUAUAAAUGCAGCACGAAUGCCUUCGCGGAUCCCUUUCCCAGACUCGGAGGAGUGGUGUAGCUGAAAAGAGACGUCCGCAGAGACCAUGGCACCAGCUGGAGCAAAGAAAAGCAUUUUGGAGCGCCUGGAUGCAGGAGAGUUGGUUAUCGGAGACGGUGGGUUUGUCUUUGCCCUGGAGAAGAGAGGUUAUGUGAAAGCGGGACCGUGGACUCCUGAGGCUGCAGCCGAAUACCCUGAAGCAGUGCGGCAGCUGCACAGAGAGUUCCUAAGGGCUGGCUCUAAUGUCAUGCAGACCUUCACCUUCUAUGCGAGCGACGAUAAACUGGAGAACAGGGGGAACACGCAGCGCUUCACUGGGCAACAAAUAAACGAGGCAGCUUGUGAUCUGGCCAGGGAGGUGGCCAACGAGGGGGAUGCUCUGGUGGCAGGAGGAGUCUCCCAGACGCCUUCAUACCUAAGCUGUAAGAGUGAGGAGGAUGUCAAGGCCAUCUUCAAGAAGCAGAUCGAUGUCUUUGUCAAGAAAAACGUGGACUUCUUGAUUGCAGAGUACUUCGAGCAUGUGGAGGAGGCCAAGUGGGCGGUCCAGGUUCUGAAGACCACUGGAAAGCCCGUGGCUGCAACUCUGUGCAUUGGACCUGAGGGAGACCUGAAUGGAGUCAGUCCUGGGGAAUGUGCCGUCAGGCUCGUUAAAGCAGGGGCACAGAUUGUUGGCAUUAACUGCCACUUUGACCCAGAGACCUGUGUGAAGACUGUGAAGCUGAUGAAGGAGGGAGUGGAGAAGGCUGGUCUGAAGGCCCACUAUAUGUCCCAGCCGCUGGGCUUCCACACCCCCGACUGCAACCAACAGGGAUUCAUCGAUCUUCCUGAGUUCCCAUUCGCUCUGGAGCCCAGGAUCCUGACCAGAUGGGACAUGCAGAAAUAUGCCCGGGAAGCAUACAACGCCGGCAUCCGUUUUAUCGGCGGCUGCUGUGGAUUCGAGCCUUAUCACAUCCGUGCUCUGGCUGAGGAGCUGUCACCUGAGCGGGGUUUCCUGCCUGCUGGCUCCGAGAAGCACGGCAACUGGGGUGAUGGCUUGGCAUUGCAUACGAAGCCCUGGGUCAGAGCAAGGGCCCGUCGCGAUUACUGGGAGACACUAAAGCCUGCCUCCGGGCGUCCAUUCUGUCCAUCCAUGUCCAAACCUGAUGGAUGGGGUGUCACCAAAGGACACGCCGACCUGAUGCAACAAAGAGAAGCCACCUCCGAGGAGCAGCUGAAGAUUCUCUUUGACAAGGCCAACCAAAAUGCCUGAGCCCCACCAACGUCCUGAUACCCUGAAAUAAAGCCUCUGCUUAAAAGAUGAAAAAAUGAGUGACAUUCCCUCAGGUUUACAAACCAUAAAAGAUUAGACCGUCUGUUGCCUUUUCAGGACUAUUUUUACUUUGUGUGAAAAAAAAAAAAAAGUCUUACAAUAUCUUUUAAGACUCAACCAGCAGUAGAUGUUCAUGAGUCAGUUCAUAAACCAUGUCAAAUUACUGUACUACAAGCUUCAAACUCAUGUUAUAACACUUGAACAGUACCUGAUGUUGUGUGAAACUAUAAAUGAACAAAUAAAAGCUACCAAUAAACCAGA
Messenger RNA from Girardinichthys multiradiatus, 1661 nucleotides. RefSeq names its product betaine-homocysteine methyltransferase (gene bhmt). The transcript is spliced from 8 exons. The coding region runs from base 138 to 1340 and encodes 400 amino acids. Gene Ontology annotation, molecular function: zinc ion binding; betaine-homocysteine S-methyltransferase activity. Lineage: Eukaryota; Metazoa; Chordata; Actinopteri; Cyprinodontiformes; Goodeidae. The record is from RefSeq and is a predicted model, not a curated record.